AUGUCUGCUAUCAAUUUGGCCAGGAAUUCGAUAAGGCAUGAAACAAUCAAACACAUUGAGAUGAGAUUCCGUUAUUUUAGAGAACAAGUAUCAAAUGGAAAACUAAACUUGGAACACUACAUAACUGAUAAUCAGAUUACAAAUAUCAUGAUAAAGGUUGUGCAAGUGGAGUUAUUCAAUAGAUUGAGAACUAUGAACUUAAUUGGAGUUCUAGAUAUAUACGGAUUUGAGAGUUUCAAGACAAACAGCUUCGAGCAAUUUUGUAUCAAUUUGACAAAUGAGAACUUACAGCAGCAUUUCAACCAGCAUGUCUUCAAAAUGGAGCAAGAGGAAUAUACAAAGGAAGAAAUUGAUUGGAGUUAUAUAGAGUUCAUUGAUAAUCAAGAUGUUCUCGAUCUUAUUGAGAAGAAACCUGGCGGCAUUAUUGCUCUUCUGGACGAGGCCCGUAUGUUUCCAAGAUCAACGCACGAAACAUUUGCUGAAAAGCUAUAUCAAACACUUAAGGACAAUAAGCGAUUCAGCAAACCGAAGUUGUCACGAACUGACUUCACCAUCAAUCACUAUGCUGGUGAUGUCACGUAUCAAACUGAUAUUUUCCUUGAUAAAAACAAAGACUACGUUGUUCCGGAACACGCUGCGCUGCUCUGUGCUUCCAAGUGCUCCUUUGUUUCAGGACUUUUCCCACCUUUACACGAGGAAAGUACUAAAUCAACAAAGUUUUCUUCUAUAGCCACUCAGUUUAAGCAACAACUGCAAUCUUUGCUUGAAACAUUGAGUGCGACUGAGCCACACUACAUUCGUUGUGUAAAGCCAAAUAAUCUUCUUAAACCGGGGAUAUUUGAGAACAACGAUGUGUUACAGCAUCUUCGAUGUGGGGGUGUAAUGGAGGCAAUUAGGAUAAGUUGCGCUGGAUAUCCAACUCGAAAGAACUUUGAUGAAUUUGUUCAGCGAUUUAGUAUAAUGGAACCUAGGGUUCUAAAAUCAUGUCCUGAUGAGAUGACGGCUUGCAAGAGACUUCUAGAUAAAGCAAACCUUAAAGAUUAUCAGGUUACAUUGAAUCAUAGAUGA
Lathyrus oleraceus (garden pea) is the source of this 1068-nucleotide messenger RNA. Its product is annotated as myosin-8. The record is from RefSeq and is a predicted model, not a curated record. Gene Ontology annotation, biological process: actin filament organization. Gene Ontology annotation, molecular function: ATP binding; microfilament motor activity; actin filament binding. The coding region runs from base 1 to 1068 and encodes 355 amino acids. NCBI's taxonomy places the organism in Eukaryota, Viridiplantae, Streptophyta, Magnoliopsida, Fabales, Fabaceae. The transcript has 11 exons. Gene Ontology annotation, cellular component: myosin complex; cytoplasm; actin cytoskeleton.